AUGUCUGACAACGAUCCCGGUCAAGGUAGAAGCCUAGGUUUUGCCAUUAGAAACCUAUUCCGCUCUACAUCUUCCCCAUCUCCGUCUCCUCAACGAAGGGUGUCUCUCCUGAUCCGCCGAGGUAGGAGUGUCUUUGUCAACAAAAAUCCUUCCGAUCAGUCAACUCCCUUGUCUGGGCCCAAAAUGGACUCCGCUCAGCAAUUCGAUCCUGCCACAAUAAUUGACCUCUCUGGGUCGUCCCAGGGAGCAGCGCAUGGCACCUUUGAUAUCUUCGAGUGGUACCCACACUAUCAGAACUGCCAGCGAUACUUCCUGGACCAUGCACAACAUAGCGUCACCGUUCAAGCACUGUGCGCCUUUUUGAACAUUCGUCUACCCUUCCAACGGAUGCCGCACCCAGUUUCCAGCUCUUCUAGCAAAGCAUCAACACCUUCUGCAGAACUGGCGUCUUCUGCCUCCGAGUCCUCCUCGCAUCCAGCCGUCUCUGUGUCACUCAUCCCCUAUAUUCGACGUCUAGUAGCCACGGGCAUGGAUUCCCCUGGUGUUCUUCAAGGAUUCUUCGGCGAUGACUGGACCGCAGGCGUUGGAUAUCUCCACGAACAGGAACGUCGCAACUACCUCUUCGCUGCGAAGAGCGGCGGCUGGGCUGCCGUUAAGAGAGAUUACGAUAUGAAUCCUUUGGAGACGAUUCCCUUCCUGCGACCCCUGCAAGGCCCGCUGGAUUCCGAGAUCGAGGCCGCGGAGAGAAGUUGGAGUGAGUGGCUUGCAAUGGAAGAUUGGAUGGUUGGACCCCGAGCUCCCGACACUCUCCGAGAUUCCUGUUCACAUAUGUCGCGUCCUCGGAGCUCAGGAGGGUAA
Aspergillus viridinutans is the source of this 858-nucleotide messenger RNA. RefSeq lists its product as uncharacterized. The coding region runs from base 1 to 858 and encodes 285 amino acids. The transcript is spliced from 2 exons. NCBI's taxonomy places the organism in Eukaryota, Fungi, Ascomycota, Eurotiomycetes, Eurotiales, Aspergillaceae. The record is from RefSeq and is a predicted model, not a curated record.